Sclerotinia sclerotiorum 1980 UF-70 is the source of this 237-nucleotide messenger RNA. RefSeq lists its product with no specific name. The transcript is spliced from 2 exons. The record is from RefSeq and is a predicted model, not a curated record. Bases 1 to 237 code for a protein of 78 amino acids. Lineage: Eukaryota; Fungi; Ascomycota; Leotiomycetes; Helotiales; Sclerotiniaceae.
AUGCCACGAUUAGAUAAUAGUCAUUAUCAUGGAAUCAAACCGAGACAGACUACCCUGUCUAGAAUAAAUAUUAGGUUUUCUAGCUCUUUAGACAGAAUACAAUUAGACAUACAGGACCUACGUAAUCCGUGGGUGCUACGUCUUCCGGUAUCCUUCUCGUACUCAACAAUUAUAUCUAAAUAUGAUAUGCCAAAUUGUUUGGCCGGGAAGGAUUAUGGUCUGAUGAUGUUCUCUUGA